AUGAAACAAUUCUCAACGGUGUCAGGAAGUCCAAUCACCAUUGGUUUAGGCACAGGAACUGCAGUCAAGAACUUAAAACGUUCCAAUCCUGAUGAUAAAGAAAAACUGGAUGAAAUCGUCAAGAUCUUAAACUAUGCUGUAAAAGAAGCAGGAUAUAAUCAUAUAGAUACUGCUGAAAUUUAUUUGACUCAUCAGGAAGUUGGUAGGGUGUUAAAAGAAUCUGGAAUCUCGAGAGACAACCUUUGGAUAAGUACGAAAUAUUCCGUACAUUCUUCAAUGGUUCAAAAGAAAUAUUUCACACCAACUGAUUUUAUUAAUGAUACUUUGAAAGAGUUUGAUACUGAUUAUAUUGAUUCGUUAUUGAUUCAUCACCCAUUCUUUCAUCCUAGCCAAUCCACAAAGAAAUAUACUUUAGCUUCACUUUGGGAAGAGUUUAUUCAAAUCAAGAAAUCAGGUAAAGUUAGAUAUAUUGGAGUAUCAAAUUGUAAUGUACAACAACUACAACAAUUGAUGGCAAUAAGUGAUAAUCUCGGAGGAAAAGAAUUCUAUCCUGCAAUUAAUCAAAUUGAGUUCCAUGCAUGUUUACAAAAUCAAUCACCUGGUAUUGUUAAGUUUUGUCAAGAGAAUAAUAUCCAAGUACAAGCUUAUAGUCCGUUAACUCCCUUAGUUAAAGUGGGGGACGGGAAUCCAAUAAUGCAACAUUUGUUGCUGAGUUUAGAAGGGAAAUACAAGAAAACAAAGGCACAACUCUUGCUUCGUUAUUGUUUGGAGAAGGGCAUAUUACCAAUAACUACAUCAUCCAAACAAGCAAGAUUACUGGAAUUUAUAGACAUUUAUGAUUUUACAAUUGCUCGUGAAGAUAUUGAACAAAUUGAUUCCGCUGGGUCCAAGACUCCUUAUCAAGUUUAUUUUAAUGGUCUUUUCUAA
This is a messenger RNA of Hemisphaericaspora subhashii, 927 nucleotides long. RefSeq lists its product as uncharacterized. The coding region runs from base 1 to 927 and encodes 308 amino acids. The transcript has a single exon. NCBI's taxonomy places the organism in Eukaryota, Fungi, Ascomycota, Pichiomycetes, Serinales, Debaryomycetaceae. Gene Ontology annotation, molecular function: oxidoreductase activity. The record is from RefSeq and is a predicted model, not a curated record.